CAGCGUGUGAAGCCAGACACUGUGCAGUUUUUGGACGAGCGACUGAGGGAUAAUCGGUUCGAGGCGAGGGGAGGGGUUGAAGAUGAUUACGGCCACCGUGCAGCCCGCGACUUGAUCGUCACGCGUGGUGCUGGAUUCCGGAAGGAAAAGAACAAGAAAAAGAGGGGGAGCUACCGCGGAGGAGAAAUAUCGGUGUGUAUCCGUGUCCCUCAUCUGGACAUAUACAACUGA
Messenger RNA from Postia placenta MAD-698-R-SB12, 231 nucleotides. RefSeq lists its product as hypothetical. The record is from RefSeq and is a predicted model, not a curated record. The transcript has 2 exons. Gene Ontology annotation, cellular component: nucleolus; nucleoplasm. The annotation marks the transcript as partial. NCBI's taxonomy places the organism in Eukaryota, Fungi, Basidiomycota, Agaricomycetes, Polyporales, Adustoporiaceae.